Molecule: messenger RNA, 1239 nt
Organism: Styela clava
Lineage: Eukaryota; Metazoa; Chordata; Ascidiacea; Stolidobranchia; Styelidae
Source: RefSeq, a predicted model, not a curated record
GUAAUUAUAUAUUUCCACUUGGGUUUUACAGUCACAUUUGGUACUCUGUCUUUGCACUACGACCAUGGUAUUGUUACAAUAUGAAUAGAAUUGAACGAGUUGGUUGCUGCUUUCUUCUGACAAUGAUGACCAUUGUGACAUCACUAAUGUUUCAUGGACGGAUUGGAGAGGAUUACAAUAUAUUGUAUUUAUUAUCAGCCUCUAAUAUUAUUGCAGGUCUUGAGAGUGGUUUAUUGUGCUUUCCAAUCACGUAUAUUGUCUCGGUAAUGUUUCAAUCGGCAAGAUCUCGAAACUCCAUAAACAAAUCGGACAAAGGGAAUAUGUCACUCGAGCAGAUAUCACAAAAUUACUUAUCAUCAAAAAUGGAGUUGUUCAACGAAAAGAAAAGAAGAAAAUCAUCAAAUUUGCGUUACACGCAAAAAAACUAUCGCUCGCGUAGGUCAUCUAAAAUCCUCAAUCGUAAAUUCUCACAUAGCCCAAACUCUAGCCAGAACAGCAGAGCUGAUGCUAAGAAAAAGUUGUCGUCAGAGAAAGUUGAUAGCCCCAAAAAGUCAUCAGAGAGUUUGAGAUCAGACAAAGAAGUAAUAUUUCCCAACACAACACAUCGACAACGUUCAAAAUAUAAACAAAGCAGUAAUUAUAGAACGAGAAAACUAGAAGCGCAAAAGUUCAGGGAGAGAAGAAAAUCAAGAAAUUCACCGUCUACGAAGCUUCCAAUACCUUCUUCUCGUUUCAGCAAUUCCAGUUUUACGAAGAAAGAAAUUGCAAUUAUGGAUGUUGACCCAGGUUCAUCGGAUUUCAAACCACUUCCAUGGUUCUUCCGAUAUAUAGGAUGGAUGAUAAUUGGAAUUGUAAGCACCGGAUGUUGCGUACUCAGCAUUAUAUACGGAAUUUCAUACGGAUAUAAUGACACAAUGAAAUGGCUAAUCUCGCUUUUGUUUGCAAUAUUGGAAAGUAUUUUUAUUCUUGAACCGAUCAAGUGUGUUAUUCUUGCUUAUAUUGCUGUAAUAAGUAACUCACGCUUGGAUGUAUCAGAAUGGAUUCCACCGCUGAAAGGAGAAGUUGCUUCACAACGGCAUGAAAACCGACGUAAGGUAUUGAAAGAAUUGAUUAGAGAACGUCGAACAAGCCCAAUUUAUAAAGGACCUGUUUCUAAAAAAGAUAAAAUAUACAGCAUGGAGAGUGAAACAACUGAUCAAAGUUUAUGAAAAUAACUCAAAGGAAAAUCUGUCCAAUCAG